Molecule: messenger RNA, 2222 nt
Organism: Tripterygium wilfordii
Lineage: Eukaryota; Viridiplantae; Streptophyta; Magnoliopsida; Celastrales; Celastraceae
Exons: 1
Coding region: 1347-2219 (290 amino acids)
Biological process (GO): shoot system development; root development
Source: RefSeq, a predicted model, not a curated record
AUUUCAUAGCAGAUCAGCAGAUGGGUAUUCAUCUUUAAACUGUCCCAAUAUUGUUUCUUCUUCUCAGCAUGUUUAAAAUGAAAUUUUGAGUAAUUGAUUCAAGAUGUUUCGACUCAAUCACGCUGCUACUCAGCUAACUUGAAAACAAUGUUAUUUGUCCCUCAUUGUGAAGUGCUACAGAUUUUAAAUGACUCCUUGAAGACACAAGGAUAUGUAAAGUGCUAUCCAUUGAUGCAUGGUAAAAAAGAUGUGCCAGAAACAUGAAGACAAACACAAAACAAAUUAAGCACCAUUUUUUUCAUGGUUAAAACAUGAAUAUAGCAUCCCAAAAUAAAUUUCAAUUAAUUUUAUAUGCUUAGGAGUAGGCCACAACAGUUUCCUUCACCAGAUGAAUGCUCAUCUGUGUUGGAAGCUUCUUCCUACUUCCUAGUAUUUGUAUGCACACUAUGAAGGUUUUGAAUAAUAAUCAGCAGAGUAGCCACUACUCUUUUCCCCCAUGGAAUACUGACAAAAAAACUAAGUAUGCAAAGCACUUUAAGAACAAAGUGGCCAUUAUAAUGUCAUAUUACGGAAAAUGGAGUCACCACCGUGCGUGAUGUAUACUAAAAAAGCAACAUUGCCAGAAGUGUUGGGUGAGUAGGAAAACCUAGGGAGGAUCAUUUAACCUGUUGUGAUAUAGAGUUUGCCCUAAACUUCAAUUUAAUCAUUGUUGUCCGCGGGUGAGGAAAGGGUCAGCUGUCAAGGAAGCAUCUCUUAUGUGUUGUUAGAACAUAUGUAUUUUUCAAUCCACCUGUGCGCAUGCAUGUACCAUGUCGAAUAUUAUAUAUUUAUGUAAACAGAAUGGGUAUGACCACGCCUUAGAUGAAAUUGGGUCAAUGCCAUCUGUGCAAUGUAGAUUAUUAAUUCAAUAGAGAUGUCUAAGCUAAAUAGUUAGCGUACUAAGUUGGAAUAACUGGUGGGGAUGAGACAUUGCCUAAACAUACACAAUACUGUUUAGAUCUAAAUCCAAAUCAAAUUAGUAAAUUACUCACUAGUAAAAUGUUCUGUCAGAAUACUUGAAAUUAAGGCCAACAACACUUGUGCAAAUGCAUAUAAUAUAUUUAUAAAUUAUAAUCAUCAUGGUCAAAACAGUUGGACUAUGAACUGGGAGGACUGGUGGAAAGGAGACAUUGCCGAAAAUGAAAUAGUAUUUAAAGGUAGAUCAAAUCAUGUGUCACCUGAGGAGUACUCGACAUUCCUCAUGGCUUCCUCUCCUAGUGGUAUAAAAGAAGCAGAACCCGCAUAAAGAAGCCAGGCAUACAUUCAACUUCAAAACUCAGAGCUUUCUUUUUCUAGUGCCAAAAAAAAUGGCUCCAUCUUCUUACCACAUUCGCUCUAACAGCAUCCCAGACAGAUCACACCCUGUCCAAGUGGAACUCAAGGAGCAAUUGAGAAGAUUAAGAUCCUCUGAAGCCACCUCUACUUCAUCAUCAUCAUCAAUCUGCCACCAACUAAAGGGGCUUCAAGAUCUUCAUGACUGUGUCAAUAAGUGGCUUCUAUUACCCCUUACACAGCAAUCAUUAGCCCAAGGACAGCAUGAGAAAUGGGUUGAUGAGCUGUUGGACGGAUAUCUCGGGCUCUUGGAUGUGUGCGACACUGCUAAGGAUGCCUUGCUGCAAAUGAAAGAAUGCUCUCAAGGACUUGAGUCAUCUUUGAGGAGAUGUGGAAGUGAGCCAAGGCUGCUUGCAAGUGCGGUUAGGAGGUACUUAACCACCAUCAAAGCAGUGGAAAAGUCAAUCAACAAGGCCCUGGGGAAAUUGAAGCGUCUGGAAGCAUCUUUUCCUAAGCACCAUGACAGCAAUGAAAUGGAUAGUGUGCUGAAGGAUGUGGAAGCAAUCACAGUCAUGGUAUUGGAAUCCUUGCUGUCCUUUAUUUCCUCCUCUCAAAAGACAGCAACAAAGCUAAGUGGUUGGUCAUUGGUGUCCAAGUUAUUAAAGACUAAAAGGAUUGCAUCUGAGGAAAAUGACAAUACAAAUGAAUUUCAAAAGAUAGAUGUUGCACUUCAGACCCUCACCAGUGUCAAGAAAGAAAAAUCUGAUAGCAGCAAGCAUGUGAAGGAUGUGCAAAACCAGCUCAAAGAUUUGGAGUUGUGCAUUCAAGAUCUCGAAGGAGGCCUUGAGAGCCUCUAUAGGCAUUUGAUCAAAACCAGAGUCUCUUUUCUCAACAUCAUCACUCACUAGUUU